AUCAUAGCGUCAGUGCGAGUGGAUGUGUUGUUGUCGUCUUGCCGCUUAUCUUUAUUCUAAUAAACAUUGAAACUAAAAAAAAGUAAACUUGACAACACUACGAGAAAUUACUGUAAACAUUUCCAAAGUUUUCCCUCAACAUUCUGUAACAAAGAAAAACAUUAAGUAACUUUACCCUGAUUAAAUACAGAAUUAGUUUAAGAAUUCCUGUAUUUGGGAAUUGAAAUAAACUUUUAGAGAAUUUUAUACACAAUUAUUAGUUGAGGUGUUGAUGUAAAACUGUAUAGAGGGUUAUACACUAUACAUGGAUAAUAAGUGAGUAUAGUGAAGUUAUACACGAACAAUAAAGUGAAGAAAAUAGUGAGAUUAUACACCAUACACGAGAAUUAAAGAGAAGAUAGUGGACUUAUACACUAUACACGUAUAUAGAGUAUAGUGAAGUUAUACACUAUUCACGAACAAUAAAGUGAAGAAGCUAGUGAAGUGUGUUGACCCGUGAGUGAGGGAGCCACGCGGUGUAUAAGGAGGAAUAGGGCGGUGUAUGAGGCGCCCUUACACCUCGGGAGAUGCUGUGACCAAGACCAACACCAUCAUGAAGAGUCCGCCGCUCGAGGGAGGUGAAGGACCCUGUGAAAUCCUGCAGGAUGCGGUGCAUAGUGGUUUGUCCCUGCUGGCGGGCGGAGGAGCAGGUGAAGGGGGAGGUGGAAUAAUUGGGAUAGAGUCACAGGGGGCCUCACAAGCACCCCAGGAGGCCCUUUCCUUUCUUCAGGGAGACCUCGUACCCCACACCAACUUCACACACACCUUCCUCAAGUCCAUACUUACCUCCAUUGACAGCAAGGACCCUAUGGUAGCUAAUGCUUGGCUGGAAACUCUGUUAGAUGUGAUCGAUCUUCUUCCAAAAGAAGUCAUUAAAGAUGAGAUUUUAACCCUGGCUGUGAGCAAGGGACAGUCACAGCAGGUGUCUGCCCGUCUAGCUGCUUGUAAGCUUAUUGGCAAGAUAGCGACAAAGUUUGAACCAUUUCUGUUAAAGACUGAGGUUGUUGGUGUAGUACAAAGUUUGUGUCAAGAUGUGUGUGGUGAGGUGCGAGGCAGCAUGUGUAGCCAACUGGCUGCUGUGGCCAGGGGUCUGGGGCUGGAUGCUACCAAGACCCACAUCCUCCCAGAGCUAGUAGAUCUCUGCUCAGAUGAAGAGACUAAUGUUCGGUUGGCAGGGAUAAAUACUGUUGUUUUGAUGAUUCCCUUGCUUGAUGAUGAAACUCGUGUGGGAACGUUGGUUCCUCUGGUGCGGAAGGUGUGUGAACGAGCACUGAGAGUGGAAGAUGCCUCCUUACCUGUUACUGCUCAUCUCUUGGGACGCAUAUGUCACGGCCUACAUGAUGAACUUACUGAAGAACAGAAGAGCUGGUUCCUUAAUUUCUACUGUACACUUGCAAAACUGGGACUUCCAGAUUCCAAAAAAACAGAGCUUCCAAUGCCAGACUUGGUAGCUGAAGUUCGCAGUGGGGAGUAUGAGGCUGAGUGUCGACAACAGUGUGCAUAUAAUCUGCCAUGUAUGGUGGCUUUUGCUGGAGGCUCAACCACUUACCGAACCAGCUUGCAUGACACUGUCUCCUCUCUUGUUACUGAUCCCAGUCAACAAGUACGAACAACAGUAGCAGCAGCCUUCCAUCAGCUGUGUACAUUGGUGAGUAGUGAGGUGGGGCUUCUGAAGGAGGGACUUCUACAGUUGUUGCGAUCAGAAAAUCUCGACAUACUGGCUGCAUUAAUUCCUAACCUUCCUCACAUCAUCACCACCAUGCACAGAAACAAUGCAAUCACGCCACAGUCACCGAGAGGAGAACUUAUGGAACUCGUGGGAGCCAUCAAACAAGGAGAGGAGACAGUCAGCAUAACCAGCUUGUGGCGGGUACAUGCAGAAGCUCUCACACAAGCGGCAGCACUUGCUCCCUGUCUUCCUUCAGACCUCAUCUUUACUCAGCUUGUUCCUCUCAUGUUCAUUAGGAUGCAGACAGCUAGGCCCAUACCAUGUCGACUCGCUGCUGCUAGAACGUUGCUUGUGUACCUCCGACAUAUGAACACCUCGGAGCAUAGAGAGCACAUCAGUAAUACCCUUGUGUCAGAAUUUUGUGAGGGAAAUAGUUGUCACAAGAGAAUGCUGUUUCUGAACAUAGCUACAUUGGUUCUUGAGAUGUUCUCCAAGGCUUUCUUCAAAUCAUAUUUCUUCAGGCCACUGCUGUCUUUACAUAGUGACAGAGUUGCCAACAUUCGGUUGAAGUUGGUGGUAUUACUUCCCCAGAUGAAAGCUACAAUCUCACUACCUGAGGAUAAAGCUCGACUGCAGGAGCUGGAGACAGUAGUAGGCAGCUUAUUGAUGAGUGAGAGUGACCGAGAUGUGUCAGCUGCCAUAUCCACCACCAUCACUCAGCUUGACAAGAUUGAAGUUUGUGAAUGCCAGCGUGGCUCCCCAGAGGGUGACUCUGGUGGUCAAGAGACAGAGGAUGAGAGGAAGGAGAGACAAGAACGAAGAGUUGUCAAUGGCUCCAAGGCAACAGACAAAAAAUCUCCAGAUGGAAAUCGAAGUGAAGGAGGAAGUCUAGGUGAGCGACGUUCAGGACAAAGAUCAAGCCGUCGCAGUUCUGGUAUCGGUCGACUGCCCCCGUAUUUAGAAAGGAGGCGCAGUAACUCUCAUGCACCCAAGCAGCCACCAGAUGAACACACAAUACUCCGGGGUGCUGGAUAUCAAGCUUCUACCACUAACACAUCUCCUAGCUCUGCUACUAACCCUUCUGAUUGGUCUCUUGAUGAUGACGAUGACAACGAAUUGGAUAUUAGUGACAUCUGUGAUGAAGUUCUUCUUAGUCCUGAAGAACCUAGUAUUGACUGGGAGGAACAGCUUUCUCCUGAGUCUCCAAGGAUCACCAGAGAUCCUCCAUCUUCAACUACAUCACGUGCCAGUAGAUCGCCGCACCCACGGGACAGGCAUUUGGAAUCUAGAGAUUUACUUUCAGAAUCCAGAGAUAAUCUCUCAACUUGUAGAGAUAAUCUUUCAGGUUCUAGAGAUAGUUUGUCAGGAUCUAGGGAUAGACUUUCUGAAUCGAGGGAUCGCCAUGCAGAUACUCGAGAGAGAAUCUCAGAAAAACGGAGCAAACCCGUAUCUUCCCGUCGAUCACCCUUCUCAGCAUUGCCCUCUGACAAUGGUGAUAAUGGAGACCGAAUAUCAGAGAAACUUUCAGCGAGGGAGGUCUUCUGGCUACGUACAUCUCGUCCCCGUUGGCGAAGAAAAGUGGCAUCGGCAGACACGAGCCCCGAAGAGCCACGGCGAAAUAGGUUUGGUCGAGGUUGGUCAAUAGAUGGACGAGGCAGUCAUUCCGACACCGAAGAUCCCGAUAUUCUCUACGACGGCCGUCGUCACACCAAUAAAGACAACAAAGUUCAGUCUCCGAGUUCCCACAGCACAGCCAGCCCGCCUAGUCCACACGGUAUGUAUACUUGGCCUCCACAACAUACCCGUCAUCGCCAUCACAGUUCUUCAGAGUCGGAGGAAUAUGAAAAUGAACAUGAGCCCAACCGUCAUGAAUCAUCUCAACGCUCUGGAAACUAUGAUGCAGUGUCACGUCGACGUAGUCCUCCCUCUCAUCAUUAUGAAACUUCUGUUCUUAAAAAUCGACAUUUUGAUUUAUCUCCCCGAAGGAGUGAAUCAUUGGAUGCAUAUAAUACUCGAUCUCAUCACUCAGAUAAAUCUUCUAAACGUCAUAACAAAAUCACAAAUUAUCCAGAGUCGUCAUCUCAUUAUUACAGUCCAUCCAACAAAGAAGAAACUUCUUCACAAAAAUAUAACAACUCAACACGUUCUCUUGAUCCAUCCCCACACCACAUACAGUAUAUUAGUCAUCCAAAUGAAAACGACAGUUCAUUGGGUGGCCGUCAGCGAGAACGUUCUUCCCAGCCUCUGCAUGACAGUAGGCCACGUCGAGUUGCUUAUCCUCGGGAUUCUGAAGAUCCUUACAUAUAUCAUGGUCUUCCCCCAACCCUUGCUCCUCAUCUCUCUGCUAUGUAUUCUGCCCAUUCUCUCCCCACACACUUCUCUUAUGAUCACCCCGAAGAUUAUCUGUCUUCACUUGCUUUUACUGAACCAUUCAGCCCAGACCCUUAUCAUGCAGAAAUGUUUGCUGCUGCUGAACUUUAUCCACGAGAGCAUUAUCCUCCGUACGGCUACGAUGGCGAUCGACCCAGAGGAACCCGCGAACACGAAACUAGAAUGCUGGAGCAGCCUCCCCAUUCAUAUUUUUUAUUAGACACUGCAGAGUUAGCACCCUGGUCUUCACCACCAGCUUACCCUAUAGGACCUCUGGGUGCUUCCUGGCUGCAGCAUGGCCUUCACCCUCUGGCACGUAUUCCUCCUUGUCUCAUUCCUACACCUUAUUCCCGCCCAAGACCCCAUCCCCCCUUAGCUUCUCCUCCGUGGCGCCUUACUCAUCCUGCUUCUUUCCCCAGCAUGUCUACACUCGACCCCACCACGGAUGAGUUCUUGGUUGAUGCCGGUAUACGUAUUGAUGAAUCCGUCAUCAAAAGUCGUCUGCCCACUCCACAGAGCAAUGCAACACGGAUUUCUCGUUGGAGGCCUUCAGAUCGCCCUUAUGCUAGCCAUCUAUCCUCUAGCAAUGAAGGUGGUAGCAUGGAUAACAAGAGUCGAGGUAGCAAUAAUUUGGGUGGUUCCCGUUUGAGACAACCUUCCACCAACACUUCAGUAAGUAGAAUACCUGCACCACCAGGUACAUUAGGACACCAGAAUGAUUCACCUCGUGGUCAGGAUGAGCAAAGUAGUAAUCAUAGGGAUUCACAGACCUCUUCAGGGACUAGAAGAGGUAGCCAAGGUGGCAGUGGGUCAACUGGUAGUAAUGUUGUGACCCGACUUCGACCACCAUCACGUCCCAGCAGACCAGUUUCUACUGUUGCUUCAUCUCCUUCUCGUGGCCCACUUCCAUCACGUACAAAAUCUCUCAGUCAUGAAAACUUACGUACAUCUCCUUCCAGGUUAGCUCUUCCUACCUCUCCGACAGUGUCUCCAAAUUCUUCCCGUGCCGCCUCCCCUCACACAUCACCUCAAGAAACAGAAAAUCGUCCCAGAACCCUUAAUGUUAUUGGCUCACGUUUAAGGCAACCUCAAGUUCGUACGCCAAGGAACAGAGGAUCUAGACCUACAAGCUGCAGUUCAUCUCCUGGGGGUUCGCGUUGUUCUUCCCCAGGGUUAGAUGGUCCGGUGAGUGGCUUUGGCAGAGGUAGCCGUAGUGGAAGCCGUAAUGGGAGUACAAGUUCAUCUCCAGCCACAUCACGCUGUUCCUCACCUGCUGCUGAAGAUCUGCGUUCCUUGUCCCGCGGCUCACAACAUAGGUCUUCAGCGUCUGUGACACGUGGUAAUUCAGCCAUGUCUCGAUCGAGUCGACACACUUCUGGCUCCACUCCUGAACAAGUCACCACCCCUCCCUCUCCUAUACCUUCACCACGAACUCAACGACAGGGUUCAUCCAUUCCCAAGCCAUCUUCUGUAUCAAGGGGGAAACCAGCAGGAAGUAAAUUGCCUCUCCCUACAUCAGCAAAAAACUAGUAUUAACAGUCUUUGCUACAUCCUUAAUUUUAUUCCUUUAUCUUUUAUGCAUUGUUUCUGGAGUACUUAAAGAGGCGAGCCCAUGUCAUUUUAUUUUUUAACAGGUAUUUAGUAAAAACUUAUUGUGAAUACUGAUGAAUGCUUAAAGCCCAAGCAGAAUUUUUUUAUGACUAGCCCCAGGCCUUUUAUUUAUAAUUUUUCUAUACAGUUUGUUGUAAGAUACACAGCUGUUAUGGAUGCUUUUAUUCAUUAUAUAGCACAGCACAUAAAUAUACUUUGUUUUCAUAAAAUGGAAGAUUUUUUAAAUGUUUUCCCAAGCCAUCUGUGACUUAACAAGACAUCCACCUCCCCGCCCAUUUUAUGAUCUAGUCAACACUUCAGCUUCAUGUAGUUCUCAAAAUGUAGACCACAUUGGUGACUAUACUGGCCAGUUUACUUAAAAAGCUUAAACACUUAUAAUAUUGACUUUCAUAUAAAUUUAGAAAUACAAUGCAGAAAUAAUAUAGAUAAAUAACCUAGGAAUUCCAAGUGAAUAUCAUAAGGGUCAAAUAACAGGUGCCAUAUAUGAAGGUCAUAGGCUAGGUUAUGGCUGCUUUCCUCUGUUAUUUGAUCUUGGACGUGUUUGUAAUGCAGUGAUGAUAUCAACAAGACCUGCUGAAAAUAUACUGGUUCUCUGUAAGGGUAUUAACAAAGGGCUUCUUAUAUUGAUCUGUAUUUUAUGUUGUUCAAGAUGACACAGAUUGUUAUCUGUAUUGAUUUAUGGUAUACGUACAGGAAUAAACUGCAGGACUUGGGGGCAUUCAGAAUAUAUCAGAGGUGAUAUAUGAACGGCAAAUAUAAACAAGUGCAAUAAAUAUAAUAAUACACGAGUUAAUUUUUAUCUCAUGUUUAUGAUUGUCAUCAGGUAGUAAUGCAUUUAGUGUAAUAAUAAUGAAUAUGUCAGAAAAAACCUGAAAUUUUAAAAAUAUUUUUUCAAGACCGAAGUGACUAAAAGUGCUGUAAGUAAUUUUGAGCCUUGCACUCUAGGUGAUGCUAACCCCAAAGUUUUCAAAAGACAUUAUUAAACAGGUUAAUUUUUUAGAAAUAUUAGCUAUGGUUAAAUGAUGUAUAUUCAGCAUGGAAAUGGGAAUUAUGAAAUGAAUAUUUCUUCAAAUGCUGAAAUUCUUUGCUUUAAUUAUAUGUUAACUGUAGCAGUAAUGGGGAUCACAGUAAAUGUAGUUUUUGAUACACAGUAUUUGAAAGUAAUCAUGAAUGAUGUUUUUAAUCUUUAUGAUAAUGCAUGAAUCUGUUGGCAUGCAAUUUUUAUUUUAUUUUAGUGGCUUGAAUAGUUCAAAUCACUUAACUACUUUAUUUAUGCAUUUUUACUUAAUAGUUAGUGAUAAUGGAUAAGUAUAGUGCUGUGGAUUAAAAAGUAAUAAUUACCUCAGAGAAUGUGCCAAAUUUCAGCACAUCUCAUUCAGUUAGGUUUACUGUAUAAUAGAUACUUAAUUAAAGAGCUUUACUUGACUUUGUGUCUACUUUUAAAGUUAAGAUAAUUAUAAGUGUUAAAUUAACCGAUUUUUAACUUCUGGGGCUUCACCAAAUGACCUGUGAGAUUCAGGCUGCUAAAGUGCCAUCUGACAGAACUGUCUUUUACCAGAGGACUUCAUAAUUAUAUUCAAUGGCAGCAUACACUAAGUCAACAAAAUCAAAUAAUGAUUCUACUGUACUACAAGCAGGACUUUCUCACCUGGGUGUAUCAGGAUCAGGAUCAAAGAAUUUAUUCCAUUUAGUCUGAAAGUUGAUCUAAGAUCCAAUGAAGCUUCGGGUCGGAAAUCAAAACCCUUUCAGUAGAUUUACAUAAUUGAAACUUCUUCAGACCAUAAAAGGAAGUUUGUAUGCCAAUCUUCUCCAAUCUUGCACCACCAAAGUGCCAUUGUUGUCAUUGGGUAUGAAAGUUAUGUUGGCUCUUAAGUUUUGUUCAUAAGGUUGAGAUCAGUGAUGUUUAGGUAGAUGGUUGUCUGCCACCCUUUACCUGUGCUCAAGUGUGUACAGUACAUGUGUUUAUAUAUAGAGUAUAAGAAGGAGGGAAGAAAUAUGUUAGAUGAUAUUAUCCAUGUUCACUUGUAAGAAUUUAAAUUUAUCUUAAACCUUUGUUACCAUAAAAUGAACCAAUUAUCUUUUAAAUCAGAUUUACGCCAGUAAGAGAUAUGUAUUAAUACUUGAUUGUUAAUUAAAUCCAGGUAAACUCACAACAUGACCAGAACACAUCAUUUAUGAGGUUUUGACUUAGCUCUAACCCCAAUGGAGAGAAGAAUCCAUUAUGAUUUUUUUUUUUUUUUUUAAUCACACAGCUCAGGAAUGUGUGGCUAUAGGAAGUAACAAUUAUGUGAGUCCUUACUUCUUGUACAGAAGUGAUCACUCCCCAACUGAGGUACGUGUAGCAUCUAGUACAGGUAUUAACAAAUUACUUCCUUCUCACCAUUUCCAGCUAAUUAAUAAUCUCGGAUCACUCUGAAGCCUGGUGGGUCAUUAAGGAUUUAAUUGUGAAAUAACAUUUGUUACUAAGAGGCACUAAUUAGUCAACUGGUCACCCUGCUUCCCUAAGUGGGAUUACAAGUUAACGGAAAAUGAGAUGACUGGCAUGUAAACUUCCUUUAAUGGCCACGAAGAAUUUAAAUCUCGUGAGAGUACUGAAAUAAUUCAGCCUCACUGAACCUCUCGCCAACCAUUGGAUCAAAUCUUCAACCUCAGUUCUCAAUUUGAUGAGAAUAUGCCAUUUGUUGCAAAAACACUGUCUGGCCUUGUGUGCAUGGAUUGUGUACAGUAUUCUGCCAGUACGUAUAUGUGUGGAGACCUCUGGUAAAGGGAUGUUUUAGCAGAGGAUGUAUUGUAUCAACAAUCUGGGUAUCAAAGAUCAUUUAUUCUUCUUGUUCAUGAACUUGGUUUACAUACUGCGGUCCUUCAUUUACACACCUUUUAUGGCACCGUAUUAUUAAGUUGGAAAUAGAUACUGUAUGUAUAUUUUAAAACAGUAUUUUACAAAUGAUGUUUCUUGUUUAUACAUCACAUAUACAGUACAGAUAAUAUUUUGUUUAACAUUAACCUCAUCCCUGAGGGGUUUUUUUAUUCUUGUUUUAUUGCCAACAGUUGAAGUCAUGGUCAUUCUAGUGUGGAGCUCAAUGUUUUAGCUUCAUAUUUUUUACUUUCAACUUAAUAUUUUAUAAUUUUUGCUUUAGUUGUGUUUUAUAUUAAAUCCCCUUUCAGGUGUCUGUGUUUUGUGAAGAAACAGACACUACUGUACAUUAAUUUGUCUUUUUUUAGAAUAUUAAUUCUCUACAAGCAAAGUUGGGAGGGAAUAGCUUUCUUAGAUAUUCCAGUAGAACAUCUUAUUUCACCCUACAUCAACUAGUGUCAGAAAUAACUACAGUACUGUACUUUACUGUAUUUGAAACAAGAAAGUAAAUUAUUAUCCUGUUGUGGAAUUGGAAACUCUUUAAUGGUGCUUUGUCUAUAUUGUUCUUGCAUAUUUUUUCGUUUAAGAAUUGUUUUUGAAAUAUAAUCGCCCAGACUUUAAUGUAACUGUAACAAAAAUGUAUUUGAUAACUUUAGCCUGUGAGACGAGGGUUUCAGAAAUGUAAGUAUAGGUAUAUUGCAAACAAAUUGGUGUGCUUUAUACUGACCCCUGUAAAGAUCCUCAAGUCAAAUUAUUGUAAAUGCAGAGUGACUUUACCAUUGUUUUUGUAGACACUGUCAUGUGAUCAUGGAGGCCAAGAGGGUCAUUUCACCUUUUUGUUAAUAUUGUAUUCCCCUGAUUAAUCCAUUAUUUAUUAAUAUUUUUUCUUCAGUAAGACCAGUAAUGUAUAAUCAUUCUUACUAUGAACUCUUUAUUUUUUUAUGGUAUAUUUCCCUUCCACUCCCACAAUAACAAUAACAUUUUGGGCACUCCAGUAUGUACAGUUGACUGCUUAAAUAUUAUGUUUUGAGGGGAAGCUGUAAUUUGCAUUUUUCUGUCAGCAUUAAGGGAACCAUAACUGUGUUCUAUAUACAGUACUGCAAUUAGUUUUGUUCAGCUCAGAUUUAUAUUUAAUAAAGAUUAGUACGUACAGUACUGUGUCAUGAUAAAGCAUCUUGAUAUAUUUUUUAUGAUAGGAAUUACUGUAUAUCCUUUGGAGAUAUAUUUUUUCCCCAUGCUGGAAGUCAGGUACAGUAUGUUCUUUAGAAAUACCUGUAUCCUGUUUGUUAUACAAUACUAGUCAUAUUUUCUCAUUGAGGUUUUGAAAUGUUUGGAAUACAGCAUUGGCAACUUUUAUUGGUGCUGUGUUUGAUGACCUUUACUCAAUUAGUAUGACAGGUAUUCAUUUUUAUGAGGAAGAAGAUGAAGAAGAGAAAUAAUAUAUUAGACUUGAACUUUGGAUUUGGGUUACUGGAAAUUUUGGUAUUGUAUUGUAUUAACACAUUUUAGAAAUUAUUAGUAGCUUUCAUGAUGCUGAAUUGUGGAAAUUGAUGCUGUACUUUUAGGUCUGUCAGCAUUGACAUAUACUGUACUACUAAAUGUAUUUGAUUUUAAAACAAGUUAAUGAGGCUUUGACGUUUAUCAAGGAUUUUGCAAUUUAUGAAAUACUGUAAUAUACCGGGUAUAUAUUUUUAUCAUUCACUGUGAGCACCAUUAUUCUCCAUUAUUGUACAUCUUAUAUGUCUAAUAGUGAUGUUAGUUAUAUUAAAUUUUAUGAUUUAUAUCACAGGAUAUAAUCCAGCAUGUAUGUACAUUUUAUGAGUUAUAUAAAUAUGAGUUUUAAUAAUAGAUAAGUGCUCAAAUAUCAUAGAUUUUAUAGAAUAAAAAGGAACAGAUGUGAUAGCAGCUUAGUAAUUUAUUUGAUUUAAUGUUUAUUGUAGAGAAGGUAAUUUAUUGUAUCCCUAAUGUAGUUUUCCUCUUAUUUUUAUAAUUAUUAAUCAUCAUUAUUAUUACUGUAUUGUUGUUUAUGUGGAAGAUUAUCAUAUAUGGAAUUAGUUAAUUGUACACAGGUAGAGAUUGGAAUCUAUUAAGUAGUUACUUAUUCUAAGUUAUAAUACUGUAGGUACUACUAGACAUUUACUUUGAAUGGCUAAAAGAUGUAUCAGUACCUUGAACUAUGAGGUAUGUUGCUGAGCUUCAGAGGUUUCUCAACAUGUGCAUAUAGUAUGGUAUAGUUUUUAGUUCCUUGAAGGUUAUAGAAAUAUGCCCAUGUUUUAUAGAUAAGGAAAAUAAUUAUGUAUCAAAGGCAAGUAAAUUAGUCAAGUAUAAAUAAAGACGUUUUGAGGUCCUGGUUUAUACUACUGCAGUACUGAUCUUUUAAGUCCUUCUUUACCAUUAACAAACUGCAGUACAGUAUCAGUGCCCUGUUGGGUGUGUGGUUUGCAUAUAUUGUACUGUACUGUACCUGUACCACAGCUUUGGCGUGAGGUAAAGCUUCCUUUUAUCUGGUGUGCAGAUGUUGAGUUAUUAUGGUGAGGAGUUUGGGUUUCCUGAGACAAAUUAAUGGGUUUUAAGAUGAAAGAUCUGCUUGAGACAGACUCAUUAAAGGAUUAUUUUCAAAGUACAA
Molecule: messenger RNA, 11169 nt
Organism: Homarus americanus (American lobster)
Lineage: Eukaryota; Metazoa; Arthropoda; Malacostraca; Decapoda; Nephropidae
Product: serine/threonine-protein phosphatase 4 regulatory subunit 4-like
Exons: 18
Coding region: 542-5608 (1688 amino acids)
Cellular component (GO): protein serine/threonine phosphatase complex; cytosol
Molecular function (GO): protein phosphatase regulator activity
Source: RefSeq, a predicted model, not a curated record